AUGGCCCGUACCAGGUGCAUCUUAACAGCUGUGUCGGGAUUUUAUUUCUGGGAAGCAGCACUUUUGCUCAGUUUGGUUGCUACAAAGGAAACUGACAGUGCACGAUCACGUAGUCCGCCAAUGUCACCAUCUGAUUUUUUGGAUAAAUUAAUGGGAAGAACAUCAGGUUAUGAUGCCAGAAUAAGGCCCAACUUCAAAGGACCACCGGUGAAUGUCACAUGCAAUAUAUUUGUGAACAGCUUUGGAUCUAUUGCUGAAACCACCAUGGAUUACAGACUAAAUAUCUUUUUGAGACAAAAGUGGAAUGACCCACGUCUUGCCUACAGUGAAUAUCCAGACGACUCCUUAGAUUUAGAUCCUUCUAUGUUGGAUUCCAUUUGGAAACCUGAUUUAUUUUUUGCCAAUGAAAAAGGUGCUAAUUUUCAUGAAGUUACAACUGACAAUAAACUUCUAAGAAUCUGGAGAGAUGGGAAUGUUCUAUAUUCCAUAAGACUGACACUAACUCUUUCCUGCCCAAUGGAUCUGAAAAAUUUCCCAAUGGAUGUGCAGACUUGUAUAAUGCAAUUAGAAAGCUUUGGAUACACCAUGAAUGAUCUAAUUUUUGAGUGGCAGGAGAAUGCACCUGUACAAAUAGCAGAUGGCCUCACUCUUCCACAGUUUGUGCUAAAAGAAGAGAAAGAUUUGCGCUACUGCACAAAGCACUAUAAUACAGGAAAAUUCACAUGCAUAGAAGUGCGAUUCCAUCUUGAGAGGCAGAUGGGAUACUACCUAAUUCAGAUGUACAUUCCUAGUCUUUUGAUUGUCAUUCUGUCGUGGGUGUCAUUUUGGAUAAAUAUGGAUGCAGCUCCAGCUAGGGUGGCUUUAGGUAUUACCACUGUACUUACUAUGACAACACAGAGCUCUGGUUCCAGAGCUUCUCUUCCAAAGGUAUCUUAUGUGAAAGCUAUUGAUAUUUGGAUGGCAGUUUGUCUACUCUUUGUGUUUUCUGCUUUAUUGGAAUACGCAGCUGUAAACUUUGUAUCAAGGCAACACAAGGAACUUUUGAGAUUUCGAAGCAAGAGGAAGAAGGAUAGAGAUGAUGAAGUAAGAGAGAGUCACUUCAGUUUUACAGCUUAUGGCAUGGGACAGUGUCUACAAGCAAAAGAUGGUGUGACACCUAAGGGACCAAUAAAUCCUCCUCCUGCUGCAGCAAAAUCACGCGAGGAGAUGAGGAAAAUAUUUAUCGAUAGAGCUAAGAAGAUAGACACAAUAUCUCGGGCUUGCUUUCCUCUAGCCUUUUUGAUUUUCAAUAUAUUUUACUGGAUCAUUUACAAAAUUCUCAGACAUGAGGAUAUUCAUCAACAGCAAGACUAAAGGACUGGAUACUUACUAUACAGGCUGGCAUAUACAGUAAUAAACUAUAAAAUAUGAAGAUUACAGGCUACAUACAAUAAGAUAAAAUGUUUCCAGUGAAAAAAAGCCUCUACAAAUCCUAUGGUAUUCUGUGGGUCUCUUUUUAGUUUAUAAAUCCCUUAAUCGCUGGGUAGUCACUUACAUUUUACCAAAAGGUAAAUGUCUUGUGAAAAUGAAGUGCAGUUCAGUUAAACAUUCCAUUUUUUACAGAUAAAUACAGUUCUAGUUUAUUAUAAUUGUGUUUUACAGCACACAGAAAUGGAAACUGCAUAUUGAAAGAUAUCUAAACUUAAGUCAUAGUCAAGCCAAAAUUUUACUUGAGGAUAUGGAACUUUCGACAAGUAUAGAUAAGAACUUUAACGAAGAGUUGGCAAAGGGUAGGAGGUUCAGAAAUAAACUUAGGUCAUAUAUGGAUAAUGGAUUAAACCAUUAGCUUACAAUUCUUAAGAAAACAAGCCAGUAUUUGAAGAUACCCCUAUUUUAUGACAGGUGUUCAAUUAUCUUAGGUAUGGAAAUCAAGAAAUGUUAGCCUGUUAGUACUGAAUGAAAUAGUAUUAUGAGCCGCUCAUCUAUCUCAGUUCUUACGUUCCUUAGAACAACACAUGAGCUAAAUGACUUUUUCCCACUGGAGAUAAAAUUGUUACUCUUUUGCAUAUAAUCCUAAGAAUCAGCAUCUUCUCACUAUGAAAUAUGACUCUUUUACUAACAGAAAAUCCAUCCAAUAUUACAGCUACAAAAUACUGCCAACUGUUUAUAUACAAUUUUAUUCUGUCAAAACAGUACACAAAAACUUUGUUAUUUUUACUUUGUUCGUUUUAAUAUUUGUUGGUACUAUUUUUAAACUAUUUUACAAAGCAGGGCCAAAUUCUACAACUGUCGGUACAACUUAAUACUAUUUACACACAAGUUUUUUUAACUUUUAAAAUAUAUUGGUACAUUGACUGCCACCUUGUAUUUUUGAGUAGUAAAAAGCUAUAUUCUUGAAGUAAGCUCAAUAUCACUUUUUGUACAAUUACAGAAAAUAUUUAGGGAACAAGCAUAUUGAGUUUGGCAUACAAUACAAAUAAAAACAGCUUUCCUGUGAAUUUUAAUAAAUUGCAAAUGGGCAAAAAGCUUCAAUCAAUCAUUAUCUAAUAAGAUAACAGCCUUAACUUAGGCUUUAUAAAGCUAUACAUCAUAAUUGCAACAAUUAUACUAAAAGCCUUCUUACCUCAUUUGUGUUAAUUCCAAUAUAUAGGUAUAUUUUUUCUUAGAAAUAUUGCAUUAUUUUAAAGAGGAAGGUCAAGUUCUAUAUAGCUAUUUUGUAAGUAAUUGACUGCAUUUUUAGUUUUAAAGAGGAAAAAAAACAACAAGGAAUACAUUUCCUUACUGAGAAUGUAUUUAUUGUCUCUCCAGAUAAUGUAAAUAAAGCAUGACAUUUAGCAACAAGUGUAGCAUGUGCAAAGUUAUAUUUGAUGAGCUGUAACUAUUCACUUCUUGUAAAUGUUUUAUUGUAGAAUGACCAUCUACUGUAUGUAUUCAUUUCAGUGGGAUAUUUUAUAUAUUUUUUUUAUAUUCAACAUUUAGUGCUGUAUUUUGAGAACAGAUUAUCAACAUAUAACUAAUAAGAUGCUUUAAUGUAUACAAAAUGGUUUAUGCUGCACAUUCUAAUACAUGCCAAAAUAUUUCAUCAUGGUGACAUUAUAUAGAAAGAAGAAGUGUAUUUCCUAGCAUAUAUUUUGAUGGGAAAAAUGCAAAAUUACAUAUCAGAAAAACUAAUGAUCUGAAUGCAUUAAUAAAAGAAGGAAUCUACCAAUAUUAUUAAAAUUCAUAACAUAGUUCUGCAUCAUGCAAGACAAUAUGCAGCAACUCCACAAGAUCAUAAAAUAUAUUUGAUAAAUCUGUAAUUAUGAUAAGGAAUUGAACAAGAAGCUAACAUCUAUAAACUGUGGGAACACUCUCAUAACGUACUUAUAGUAUAUUUAAUUCCAGUUAUAGCUUAUCAACAUUUUUUUCCUUGCAUUUCUUCAUGAAGGCUUUGGGUAUUUUAGAAUAUAGAUUAAAUGGUAAGUUUUUCAAUUGUUAUAGAAAUUUUGUAUUUAAAAGGUGUACCUUCUUAGAUAUUGACAAAGAUGUAAAAUGUAUGAGUGCAGAAUAUUAUGUAUUGAAUUAGGUGGGUGGGCGACAUUUAAGAGACUAUCCCUAAUGUGAGAAUGAUUCAAAGUUAUGAAAAGGUAUUGAGAUGGUUCAAAAUCCUUAAUUUAUUUAACAGGAAUAAAAAUUAUCUAGAAAUUGUGAUAUUUAUUUGUAUAGAUAUAAAUAGUAAUACAUAUAUUUGUUAUCACGUCAUUAUGGACCACUAUCUUGAUCCAACAUGAGUUAUGAAUAUUUAUGAUAAGACUACUUUAAGGGCUAAAGCCAUUUACUGCAAGUACGUUUACUAGCUUUAGUGUAAGCGCUUUGAGUCCAACCCUGAGAAAAGUGAAAUGUAAAUUGUUAUUAUUAUUAUAUAUUAGUGUAAGAAAAUAAAUUACAUUCCAUUCAAAAAAAUGGUGGUAUA
Molecule: messenger RNA, 3931 nt
Organism: Bombina bombina (fire-bellied toad)
Lineage: Eukaryota; Metazoa; Chordata; Amphibia; Anura; Bombinatoridae
Gene: GLRA3
Product: glycine receptor alpha 3
Exons: 9
Coding region: 1-1353 (450 amino acids)
Biological process (GO): regulation of membrane potential; nervous system process; chemical synaptic transmission
Cellular component (GO): postsynaptic membrane; synapse; neuron projection
Molecular function (GO): transmembrane signaling receptor activity; extracellularly glycine-gated chloride channel activity; transmitter-gated monoatomic ion channel activity
Source: RefSeq, a predicted model, not a curated record